Molecule: messenger RNA, 894 nt
Organism: Medioppia subpectinata
Lineage: Eukaryota; Metazoa; Arthropoda; Arachnida; Sarcoptiformes; Oppiidae
Source: the annotation of a GenBank genome assembly
UCUAAAGAAGUGCAUGUAUUGAGUGAUGGAUACAAACAAAGUAGUGUUAAACACACCGAAGAUGUGGGAAGUGUUGAAUAUACGGCACCCGAAGGACAGACCACUGAAUACAACCAUUUAAUAGAUGUCUAUAGUCUGGCACUCAUUGGGGCACAACUUUUCGGUUUCAAUACAAGCAAUAUUGAAAAUGGAAACUUCCAAUAUAGAGGUGUUCACAUACAACAGGUUUAUUUGCUACUCACACGUGACCAGAUUCAAACCAAAUUGACCCAGGUGGCAAAUAGUGAUGAAUAUAAUGGCGACGCGUUUAUCAUGAUGUUUAUCGGUGACGGCUAUAACGAGAAUAUAAUAGGCUAUAGAGAUCCGAAUGACACGCAAUUGCCGCCAGAGAAUCACAAUCUGUUGCCUAUUAGUGAUAUUGUGGCCACUUUUGCCUGGACUCGGGCCCCAGUAUUACGAUAUAAAACCAAAGUGUUUAUAUUCAACUGCGACCGCUUAAAAGUUGACGUCGACUUAUACAAAACUAUUGUGACAAAUGAUUUUUGCGUUAAAUCUGCCGAGAUGAUUUUGGGCCAUAAAGAACCGGCACUGAUUAACAAGUUGACCAUGCUUGAUCCACAAUUCAAACAUGAUAAUAAUCAAAUUUAUGUCAUAUAUUCCUGUCGCGAGGGGUAUGCCUCUUGGCAUAGACCUGUUGACGGUCCUAUUGGUAAUGUCACUCAAUUCGGUCAAACAUUUAGUCAUACAAUAGCGCAGUACUCGUCAUAUAAAAGCCUGAUUGAGAUGUUUGUUAUGAUCGUCGAGCAGGAGCCGGAUAAUACAGGCGACGACUACGACACAUACCGGGCCGACCGUACGGCACAUUCCACUAAAACAAAUACAAGGAACAAAUAA